ACACUAAAUGUGACAGAUUCAACCCUUCCGAGCACCAGCUCAGCUCUUCACUUAUUACCUGUCACUACCACGCUUUGAUCUAUGUCGUGACGCACAGACAAUUAAUUGUUUUUUUCACAGUGCCAGGCUGUUUUUAUUUUUCAAUCAAAACGGAAUCGUUUCUGUAGUUUUUCCAUCAGUUUCCCCCGUAAUACAUUACUUUUUGUCCGAAGACUUUGAAGACAUUUAUUUUGUGUUAAACAUGGCCACACCGGCUGCGCUGCUGCCCGCGACACCGAUGGCUCACGCGCCUCCAAUCUCGGUCUCCGCCGCUGCCAAUUCCUCGACCCCCGCGACCCUCUCCCCUCCACAGACAGUGGUAAUCCCCGCCGGACCGAGCCUCUUCAGAUCGGAACUGCUCUCCUCCGCAAGCCCGGGUAUCCCCAUCGGUGGUCUCCCUCACAAACCCGUAUAUUCCACCCCUUCUCCUGUGGAAAACACCCCACAGAACAACGAGUGCAAAAUGGUCGAGGUCCGAGGCUCAAAACUCGCAUCUUUCACUGUAAACGGCAAUGAGCUAAUUUGCCUCCCGCAGGCGUUUGACCUCUUUCUCAAGCACCUGGUCGGUGGACUGCACACCGUGUACACGAAACUCAAGCGUCUGGAGAUAACGCCAGUGGUGUGCAAUGUGGAGCAGGUUCGCAUCCUCCGUGGACUGGGCGCGAUUCAGCCUGGGGUCAAUCGCUGCAAACUAAUAUCGAGAAAAGACUUUGAAGUCCUGUAUAACGACUGUACCCAUGCAAGCUCCAGACCUGGCAGACCUCCCAAACGGACACAAAGUGUGACAUCAUCCGAGAGUCCUCACGUCCUGCCCCAUUCCGUCUCUGGACUCAUGUCCUCAGGAAUGAUGUCUCACACUGGCCUAACAGCUGCCACGCUCGCUGAAGCCAUGACGAAGAAAAUCAAAUUGGAGGUGAUGAAUAGUUACCAUGGCAAUAACAACCACAGUGCAGAUUCUGAGAAUGGUGACAUCACCUCCAGUAUGGGUUUGGAACUGCCAUUUAUGAUGAUGCCACAUCCCUUGAUUCCAGUCAGUCUCCCUCAUGCUUCAGUCACCAUGGCAAUGAACCAGAUGAACCAUCUCAACACUAUAGCCAGUAUGGCUGCUGCUGCUCAGGUCCAGUGUGCCCCAUCCAGAAUGGUGACUUCAGUCAUAAAGGAACGAGUUCCAGACAGCCCGUCACCCGUGCCAUCUUUGGAUGAUGGCCGCAGGUCAGGUAGCCACUUAUCCUCCAGACAGAGCAGCAGCGUGUCCAGCUCUCCUGCCCACACAGAGAGCUCCUCCGAUCGGCCACAUUUACAUCAGAACGGUCUGUCUCUUGGCCACGCCUUGUUAGGCCUGUCUCCAAGUGCACCACCAGGACCAAAAGAGGGUGAUCUGGCAAACCACGACACAGGCCAUGAAACAAAGAGGACACAUACAGAAAAAGAUGAGAAUGUCCUGUGCACCCCCGCAUCUCGAGACAACUAUGAGAGAGUGUCUCACCCUGCGCAGACAUUACCUUCAGGAUUCCCUGCUCCGCUGCUCUUUCCUGAGGGCCUGUCCUCCAUAGAAACCCUCCUCACCAACAUACAGGGACUAUUAAAGGUAGCUAUUGACAAUGCCCGGGCACAGGAGAAGCAGGUGCAGCUGGAGCAUACAGAGCUGAAGAUGGAGCUGUACAGGGAGAGAGAGCUGCGGGAGACGCUGGAGAGGCAACUCUGCGUUGAGCAGAAAAACAGAGCAAUCAUCCAGAAGCGACUGAAGAAAGAGAAGAAGACCAAAAGGAAAUUGCAGGAGGCUCUGGAGGUCGAGUCCAAGAGGCGUGACCAAGUGGAGCAGACCCUGCAGCGGACGGCCUCCAGCAAGAGAUCACCCACUCAGAACGACCCUCCACAGGAAAUGGAGACAAACCAUAACAUCAUCAAAACAGACACUGACAGAACAAUACAAGAUGGAAGGCUCUUUCUAAAGUCGGCAAUGAUGUACUGAGUAAUGAAAAGAGGGGGCAGAGGAAACACAUUGGUCAUACUGUAUGGGGAGGGUCUGUAAUCAACUGGCUGGUAAAUAAUGUCUGCAAUUCUUCUGGUGGACUGAUGAGAACAAUGAGGCAAUUCUGUAACUUGAUGUCAGUGUAUUGCAGCAAAGACUUGACAAGAUUAUUAUGGACAUUGAAUGUCAACAUUCAGUAGGCUGGAGUGUGAGCCAGGGUUUAACUAGGGCUGAAAAGGAAGUGAUGUCACCAUGCACACCUGGUUGAAUGUUUUCAGUGGGCUUAGAAUUAAAUAACAGUUAAUAGAGCAUUUAAAUCUGCCUGACUACACUGACAUAUAUAUUCAAAUUAGAUUUUGCCAUUUAAUGCCCUUUUACCAUUUCACAUUUAAGUCUGUUGAUAGAAUAAUUUCUAAUAAUUUCUAACACUAAGAAGGUGUUGGAAGAGAUAUUUGAAUUUAUUUAGUAAUUUAUCAAAUAUAAACACUGCAUUUAAACGCGUAUUGUGUAUUUGUCUGUUAUUUCAAAAAAAGAAGGUAUUGCUGUCCAGAUUUUUGUUUGUCAUUGUUGUAUAAGGAAUCAGAGCAGUCUCAAAAUUCAUAAAAUAUGAAACAUGUACAUAAAAGUGAAGAAAUGCUACUGUGCAUUGUAUGCUGUAGAUCUAGGAAAUCAAUACAAUUUUUUAAUAAGAUUUCUUGUAUCUAAGUUAUUUUUUUGUUCAGUUGCUGUUUAUUAUCAUACCCAACAUUGAGAGCAUGCUGGCAUGUUGUUACUUCUGUCCUGUCCAUCUGGAAUACAAUAAAGAUUUUCCCACAUGCUUUACAAAGGAGACUUUUCAAAACGGACUGAUACUUGUUUAGUCU
Molecule: messenger RNA, 2874 nt
Organism: Myxocyprinus asiaticus (Chinese sucker)
Lineage: Eukaryota; Metazoa; Chordata; Actinopteri; Cypriniformes; Catostomidae
Gene: dachc
Product: dachshund c
Exons: 11
Coding region: 242-2011 (589 amino acids)
Source: RefSeq, a predicted model, not a curated record